This is a messenger RNA of Trichomonas vaginalis G3, 1413 nucleotides long. RefSeq names its product armadillo (ARM) repeat-containing protein family. The record is from RefSeq and is a predicted model, not a curated record. The coding region runs from base 1 to 1413 and encodes 470 amino acids. Lineage: Eukaryota; Parabasalia; Trichomonadida; Trichomonadidae. The transcript has a single exon.
AUGAAUGAAUAUAAGGAAGAUGAAGAUACAGGUAUUCCAAAUCUUCCAAAAAAUGACAAGAUUUUCCAUUUAAAAGACGUCAACUACAAUCUCUAUACGAAUCCACAAGAAAUUAAAGAAGGAUUUUUUGAAUUUUCAAUAAAUUUUAGCAAUAUCUUUGAUUUUGAUGGAACAUUUUACAUCCUUCUUUUGAAGGAUCGAGAAGAUCAAAGUGCAGCUAUCAAAGACUUGUCUUUUUUUACAGAUAAUAUUGGUAUCAUUACUUUUCAGAAUUUCUUAGAAGCUGAUAUUUUUAAGUACAUAGUAGCGAUGUUUACGCAAACAGAAGGCUUUGAAUUAGAAUUCGGACACAUUUUUUUAAAUCUAUCAAAAAAUAAGAAUCCGCCAACAUUAGAACCUUUCGUUACUGAUCUGUGUAACAUAAUUUUGAAUCUAAAUGAAAUGUUUUUACCUGAAUAUAUUUAUGCAAUAAAUAACUAUUUUCAAGACGAUGUUCAAUUCAGAAUAGUAAUUCAUAAUCUUCUUACAGUCUUUGUGGCUGAAAAAUUAGCACAAAAACCUACACCAUCAUAUGUUAAUCAAAUUUUAACUUAUUUUCAGAAUUUAUUUUACUUCAGCUUUGUUGAAGUUGAUGUAGAUGAAAACGAAACUCCUCUUUUGAUAAAUUUUGAAGACCAAAUUGUUCAUUUAGUUGCAGAUUAUGUGACCGAAAGAAUUAAAUGCGAAAGUUCAGAUUUAUAUCCACCAAUUCUUGCAAUUCUAGCUCACAAAGGUGAAAUCGCUGAAUAUUUGAUAUCAAUUGGAAUAGAAAGUCAAAUUUUAGAUUUAUUAUCAAAUCAUGAUUCUCGAAUCUCAGAAAAUAUAUAUUUGUUAGCUGAAAAACUGAUAAAAUGGAGGAUUGAGAAUCAUCAAACUUCGAGAAUCGUAAUCAAUGAAAAAUUUUAUAUGAUAAUGCAAAAAGACAUAUUAGGAGAGAAACAGGAUAUUUACAUUCCAACUAUAUGCAAUAUCAUAUAUGAUUUGAUCGUUGAAUAUGGAGAUAUUCUCUAUGAUUAUCUAAUUGAACCUUUUGUUCAAAUGUUGAAUACGGUAUCUUAUCAAGGAUUGAUUCCAAUACUUUAUGUUUUAUGCGAAUAUAUCAUUAUUGCCCCUCUUGAUUACAGAUUAAAAGUUUGCACCCCAGAUUUCUUUGAUCGCCUCAGUUCCUCAAUAGACGAGGCUAUGCCAACGUCUGUUGAAAAGAUUUCGUCAAUGAUCUUGGCUUUAAUUGAAGAUCCAAAUGAUACCGAAAGGCCAUUUGAUGAUAUUAUAAAAGAAUCAGGGAUAUAUGAAGAAAUAUCUGACUAUUUUGAAAGUAGUGACGAAGAACUUCCGAUUACAUCUCAUUUACUUGAUAUUUUGGUAAUCGAAUAA